Molecule: messenger RNA, 6799 nt
Organism: Melopsittacus undulatus (budgerigar)
Lineage: Eukaryota; Metazoa; Chordata; Aves; Psittaciformes; Psittaculidae
Gene: TMEM94
Product: transmembrane protein 94
Exons: 33
Coding region: 312-4394 (1360 amino acids)
Source: RefSeq, a predicted model, not a curated record
CCCGAAGCCCCACCGCGGGUCCCCCGGCGCAGUGACGUCCCGCUUGCCAGUGACCCUGAUGGCGGCCCCGGCGGCGAGGGGGGAGGCCCGGCGGGCGAGCGGCUUCCCCGGCGCGGCUGCUGGUGAUGUGAUAAGUGUGGCCAAGCUCAUCUCUGCCUAGGAGCCAUCCUCCCCUGAGCAGCAAUCCCCUUCUGCUGCACAUGCUGACAGAACCACAUAGCCGUGGAGCUUGAGAAGUGGCAGAUCCCUGUCUCACCCCCUUUAAAGUGGAAUCCAUCUUCCUUUCCAUAGUGAAGAACUUGGACACAUACAUGCUGAUAAGGGAACAAAUUAACCUGGAUGAGAUGACUUCAAGUUUGGGCCUCACCACAAAGAAAGCCCUCACCAUCCUGAGAGACCAGUUGUCAGCACUGCUGGAGGGGCAUCAAAAGGAACGGAAGAAAGUGGCUUCAUGGAAGGAGGUGUGGAGGAGCAGUUUUCUGUACCAUGGUAACCGUUGCUCCUGUUUUCACUGGCCUGGUGCAUCUCUGAUGCUUCUGGCAGUGCUGCUGCUGCUGUGCUGCUAUGGGAGCCAGCCACAGGGGAGCCAAGGGGCUGAGAUAGUCAAUGCAUUGGCACUCUUCCUCCUCCUCCUCUUGGAUCUCUUCAUAAUCGGGCGUCAGGAGAGGCUGAAGUGCAGAGAGGUGGAGAGGAGACUUCAGACAAUCAUUGAGAAGAUAAAUGAUACACUUGGUAAAGAGGUGAAAUGGCCAGACUCCAUGUACCCUGACCUCCACAUGCCUUAUGCCCCAUCCUGGUCCCUCCACUGGGCCUACAGGGAUGGUCAUCUUGUCAACCUGCCUGUGAGCCUGUUAGUAGAAGGAGAUGUUGUUGCCUUGAGGCCAGGCCAAGAGUCAUUUGCUUCUUUAAGAGGGAUUAAGGAUGAUGAGCACAUAGUUCUGGAGCCAGGAGAUCUCUUUCCACCUUUCUCACCUCCACCGUCGCCAAGGGGAGAAGUGAAGAAGGGACCUCAGAACCCUCAGCUGUAUCGUCUCUUCCGUGUCUUGAAGACACCAAUAAUAGAUAAUGUCAGGUGGUGUCUGGAAAUGGCUUUGUCACGUCCUGUGACAGCCCUGGAUAAUGAGAGAUUCACUGUACAGUCAGUGAUGCUGAAAUACGCUGUCCCUAUUGUACUGGCUGGCUUCCUGAUCACCAAUGCUGUGCGCUUCAUUUUCAAAGCUCCUGGAAUUGCUUCUUGGCAGUACAGUCUUCUUCAGCUACAGGUGAAUGGUGUCCUACCCAUCCUUCCGUUGCUCUUUCCUGUCCUGUGGAUUCUUGCCACAGCCUUUGGAGAAGCCAGAGUGUUGGCCCAGAUGAGCAAAGCCUCAUCCACCUCACUGCUUGCUAAGUUUUCAGAGGACACUCUCAGCAGCUACACAGAGAUGGUAUCUUCUCAGGAAAUGAUACGCUGUAUCUGGAGCCACUUCCUCUGUGUUUUAAAAGGCAAAUCCCCAACUCUGAGCUUCACUUCCAGCUUGCUCCAUAGUCUGGGAUCUGUCACUGUGCUCUGCUGUGUAGACAAGCAGGGAAUUCUUUCCUGGCCAAACCCCAGCCCAGAGACUGUUCUGUUCUUCAGUGGGAAGGUGGAACCACCUCAUGAUAGCCAUGAAGAUCUGACUGAUGAGCUCUCUACACGGUCUUUCUGCCAUCCUGAGAUGGAAGAUGAGCCCCAUGAAAGAGAUGCUUUGCUCUCUGGCCCUCUGGCAGACACAGUCCAUAUAGCCAACGAGCAAGAGAGAAACAACUGGUCUAGUGACCCUCCAAAGGCUCCUGAUGCCCAUACCCACCGAAAGCCAAGCAGAAGCAAGCAUCCCUCUGGGUCCAAUGUGAGUUUUAGCAAAGACACAGAAGGUGGAGAAGAGGAACAUGCACAGGUUGUUGGUGACAGUGAGACGAUGACUUGUGAGGCUGAAGACUUUGUGUGUGACUACCACCUUGAGAUGCUUAGCCUGUCCCAAGACCAGCAGAACCCCUCCUGCAUCCAGUUUGAUGAUUCCAACUGGCAUAUGCACUUGAAUUCCCUCAAGCCUCUGGGUCUGAAUGUGCUGCUCAACCUCUGCAAUGCCAGUGUGACAGAGCGUCUGUGCCGCUUCUCUGACCACCUCUGCAACAUUGCCCUCCAGGAAACUCACAAUGCUGUGCUGCCUGUCCAUGUGCCUUGGGGCCUCUGUGAGCUUGCCAGGCUGAUAGGUUUCACACCAGGUGCUAAAGACCUUUUCAAGCAGGAGAACUAUUUGGCCUUGUACCGCUUGCCAAGUGAUGAGAUGGUCAAGGAAACAAUCCUGGGGAAGCUUUCGUCCAUCACCAAGAGGAGACCACCCCUGAGCCACAUGAUUAACCUUUUUGUGAAGGACACCACUACCAGCACGGAGCAGAUGUUUUCCCAUGGGACAGCUGACCUCAUCCUUGAGGCCUGCACAGACUUUUGGGAUGGUACUGACAUCUACCCGCUCUCUGGCUCUGACAGGAAGAAGGUGUUGGAUUUCUACCAGCGCGCUUGCCUCUCAGGAUACUGUUCUGCCUUUGCAUACAAGCCAAUGCAUUGUGCCUUGUCCUCCCAGCUCAAUGGCAAGUGCAUAGAACUGGUGCAGGUCCCUGGGCAGAAUGCGAUCUUCACGUGCUGUGAUCUCCCUGGGACAACCCCCAUCAAGCAGAGCAGUCGGAGGAAUAGCUGGAGCUCAGAUGAAGGGAUUGGGGAAGUGAUGGAGAAGGAAGACUGUAUCCAGGCUCUGAGCGGACAGAUCUUCAUGGGAAUGGUCUCAUCUCAGUAUCAGGCCCGGCUUGACAUUGUCCGCCUCAUUGAUGGAUUGGUCAAUGCCUGCAUCCGUUUUGUCUACUUCUCCCUAGAAGAUGAGCUCAAAAGCAAGGUGUUUGCUGAGAAGAUGGGUCUGGAGACUGGCUGGAAUUGCCACAUCUCUUUAACACCUAAUGGUGAUGUGCCUGGCUCAGAGAUCCCUCCCUCUAGCCCCAGCCAUGCUGGCUCUCUGCACGAUGACCUACACCAGGUUUCUCGAGAUGAUGUGGAGGGGCUUCUGCUGAUGGAAGAGGAGGGGCACUCGGAUCUCAUCAGCUUCCAGCCAACAGACAGUGAUAUCCCCAGCUUCCUGGAGGACUGUAACAGGGCCAAACUUCCUCGGGGGAUCCACCAGGUGAGACCUCACCUGCAGAACAUAGACAAUGUGCCUUUGCUGGUGCCCCUCUUCACAGACUGCACUCCAGAGACCAUGUGUGAGAUGAUCAAGAUCAUGCAGGAGUAUGGGGAGGUAACUUGCUGCCUGGGAAGCUCUGCCAACCUGCGGAAUAGCUGCCUCUUCCUGCAAAGUGACAUCAGUAUAGCACUGGACCCUCUCUACCCAUCUCGCUGCUCCUGGGAGACAUUUGGCUAUGCCACCAGCACCACUAUGACUCAUGUCUCUGAUGAGCUCACCCCUCUGCAGCUCUCAGGGCAACUCAACAGCCUGCCUUGCUCCAUGUCCUUCCGCCAAGAGGAGAGUACCAGCAUCAUCAGGCUCAUAGAACAGGCCAGGCAUGCAACCUAUGGGAUCCGCAAGUGUUUCCUCUUCCUGCUGCAGUGCCAGCUGACCUUGGUUGUCAUUCAGUUCCUCUCCUGCCUGGUGCAGCUGCCCCCCAUCCUCAGUACCACAGACAUCGUGUGGCUCUCCUGUUUCUGCUACCCACUGCUCAGCAUCUCCCUCCUGGGCAAGCCUCCCCACAGCUCCAUCAUGACCAUGGCAACAGGAAAAAACUUGACUUCCAUUCCUAAAAAGACUCAGCACUACUUCCUGUUCUGCUUCCUGCUGAAAUUCAGCCUGACCAUCUGCUCCUGCCUCAUCUGCUUCGGGUUCACCCUGCAUGAGUCCUGCAGAGGGGUGAACACUACCAGCCUCAAUCUCACAGCCUGCUCCUCCAUCAUGCUGCACAGCAAUGCUGAUGGUGCUCCUGACUGGUUUGGGACAUUUUCCAAUGCUCUUCUUGUAGCCCAGAAGCUCACAGCUGGUCUGGUUGUCUUACACACAGUGUUCAUAUCCAUCACCCACGUCCAUCGCACCAAGCCAUUGUGGAAGAAGAGCCCCCUCUCCAACCGGUGGUGGACGCUCACUGUGGCUGUUGUAUUGCUGGGGCAAGUGGCACAGACUGUGCUGGACCUGAAACUCUGGGAAAACCUCAGUUCUUCACUGACCUUUAACCACGUCUCCAUUUCACCAGUCUCAUGGCUCCUGGGUUUUCUUUCCUUGGUCCUUGUGGUUAUCAUCAACGAGAUUGUCAAGCUGCAUGAAAUCAGGGUCCGGGUCCGUUACCAGAAGAGGCAGAAGUUGCAGUUUGAAACAAAGCUGGGGAUGAAUUCUCCAUUUUAACCACUCUGAGCUCGAGUUCCCUGGAGCCAGGGCCACACAGCCACAGCCUGCACUGAGAGUGGCUGCUCCAAAGGCUCGGGGAGCUUUGGCUCACACAUGCAAACCAGACAGCUCCCUGCAAAACUACAUCAGCACCUUCCAGGGGCCCCAGACAGGGCACUGCUAGCAGGAUCCCCCAGGUAUGCAGCCCUUCGCCAGCCUGCUUGGGCACUCCCAAGGGAGCCUGCAAGCUCCAGUGGCUGUUAAGGCUGCUCUUCCUUUAUUUAUUUAUUACUAGAGGUUUCUGUUAGUAGCAUGGUGAUGCUGAAAUGAAGUGACUCCUUCCUUCUGUGUGAGCAGAUGGGUUUCUUGGAGCUGGCAGGGGAAGCUGGGGCCAGCAUAGGGCUGCUGAAGCAAGAGAUCCCUAUUGAAACCCAUUUUGGUUUUCCAUCUCUGAGUGCUCUCCUGGAUGAUGUGUAUGCAUGUCCUCACCCACCUCCCUGUGUCCUGGGGCAAAGGAGCCCUCUCUCUUGCAGCUCCAGGAGCGCUGGGUGCCAGGUGAGGACUGGAGCUCACAUUCCCAACGGGACACCGGGAAGGGUCUCUGGCGGGGUGUUGGGAAAGCCUCUGGCAUGGCCAGGCUGUGCCAGGCCUGCCCUCUAGCGUUGUUGCUGUAGCCGUAUGCCGGCUGUUGAGUCCUUCAAGGCAGGGCUGUAAGAAAAGCUGUCCACAUUUGACCCUAGUGAUCUGGUGCAGAGGGAGGCUGUGAGGGCAGCUCUGCCUGCCUGCAGGGGGUCAGGAUGGCUCAGCUUCCUCCAGCCCUGUUGAACGAGCUCUUAUCUGCUUUAGCAAGCCCCAGAGCGGUUUAUGACCAUCAUCCUCCUUGUGAUUCACAGUGCUGGUUUGCUUCAGUAAAAUGCCUGCUUGAGAAGGCCAUAGCUAGAGAGAAAACCUGAGCCCUGCCUAUGCUGCCAUGGAGGGAGGGGGAUGUCUGUCCAGGCAGCAUAUCUGCAUCCUGCAGUUGUGGCUAACAUGGAGCUGGGGGACACCUUCUUUCCCAGUUCGGGCAUUGUGCUGCAUCCCAUACUUGCUCUUCAAGGCACAGGGAAACAUUCCCUCAUCAUAUCUGUGACAGAGCCCUCAGACCCAUUCUCUGUUUUGCUGGAGGUCUGUUCUUCAUUUCACUGGCAGAAGCCUCUUCCUGAGGGCUGCUGCAAACUGUGGUUUGACCCAGCACAGCACACAUGCUCUUGAACUCUGGACAGACCCCAGUUAUACUGGGAACACUGGUGCCAUUGUGGGUUGACAGUUGAGGGCCACACAGGAGCACACAGAUUUGGCCACCAGACUUGUUUCAGCCCAUGGAGAUACUGACUCUCUUCCUAGUGCUAAAAACUAUCUAAAGCUGGUAGAUCCUGGCACUGGUUUUGCUCCCACUAUUAACACUACAGUCUAGAGCUGAUACUUCUCCUUUGGCUAACAAAUGGCUGCUGGUUCUUCCCUGGCAGGCAGGGAGCUGACUGGGAUCCCCCAUGCUCUGCCCUGCUGCUCCACUUUGUCUUCCUUACAUUUCAGCAUAACCAGAGAGCAUGCACACUACUGUGUGUCUCUAAGCAAUACCCUUCUCCUUGCUGUGGGUCUGGUAGGAGAGCAGAGGGGGGUACGGCCAGCCUCUGAGCUGUGGGGACAUGGAGGAUGCUGGAGGGGGUUGUUGGGGUGGUGAGAGGCUUGGACCCUGUUUGUGUGGCUGGAGAGAGGAUGUUUAGGUUCCAUGCUGCGGUCCUGCAGUGCAGCAGCACCAGGGCCCCCCUGCUUGCAGAGGGGGUCUGCUCAGCUUUGCCAGCCAGGCACUUCACUCCUCUGGGGCUUGCAGAGCUCCUGGCUCAGGGAGAACAAGCUGCAUCGUUCUCAGGCUCACUGAGCUCACCGAAUGCCAGCUCCAGAUCUGCUACCCUGGCACCUGAGAGAUCAGCUUUGCUCCCCUAUGCCAGGCUCAGCUCAGAUACCAUCUCCUGUAUGGCCAGGCUGAGCUGGAGUCAGAGCCACCACCAAGCUGCUCCCUGCAGAACAACCUUCCCCUCCAACCCUUAGCUCUUGCCCUGUGCCACUGUUGUAGGUGAUAACAGGCAGCAGAUAGCGGUGCUUCCUCCUGCCUACACCUUCCUCUAGGGGAGGCACCUCCAUGGUUUUCCUCUGUGGGUGAUCACAAAUGUUCUCCUGCACCCUCCUUCCUGCCUGUUAGACUUGGAGGGAGCCAUGGCCUGUGAAUGAAGCCUUUUGGAUGCAAUUGCCAAUGCCCCCCUUCCCUCUGCCACUGAGGUACCCGAGGGUCAGAGUACUCGGCUUCAGAAAGAAGUUUCCUACAUCAAAAUGUUUUUAAAUGGUGUAUAUUUUAUAUUAAAAUUUUUGGGAUGUAUGUACAAAUA